GCACAAACUCGGCUCGAUGGAAGAGCUGGGAAAUUAAUGUCUACAUUCUGAUUAUAUUUCAUUUAUAAACGGAUAUUUCCAAACGUUCAGUGCUACUUUAACUGACUAUUGGACACUUAACAAGUGCGAUUUAUAUACAUUUUCAUCUGUCUGUAUAGCGUGAAUUUAUUUAUUUUUCUAUACACGGGAUUGUCACUUGAUCUCCCGGCUAAACUGCCUUUUACACAGCCAGAACUGGACCUGGGGAUAUAAUCGUUUGUCAAUAUCUUCUUGCGGUAUUAUUUCACUGGAUUCUUUAAUUUCAUCGUAAACCUCCUGUUGCACAAGGAUGCGCUGAGAGAGAAUAGGUUUAAUGCAAAGUGGAAUCUUGCGCGUCUCGGAUAACCGUGGGUCGUGUGUGGAUUUGAGAACGAUCUGAUCUAGUGAUUAUUAGGUCGGUCCCCCUCCUAUCCGUGCGAGAACUGGAGUCCUCUGACCGCAAUUUGUUUCCAUGUUUUUAGGUUUGUGUGAUUUUGCUAAAAUGCAUCACCAACAGCGAAUGGCUGCCUUAGGGACAGACAAAGAACUAAGCGACUUAUUGGAUUUCAGUGCGAUGCGAAACAGCGAUUUGAAAAUGUUCCCAACAUCAAUGAUGUUCUCUCCUCCUGUUAGCGGUAAAAACGGACCAACCUCCCUUGGAAGUGGACAUUUCUCAGGCUCAAAUAUGGAGGAGCGAGCUGGUGUGGGGUCUUGGGGGAAUAGAAGCGUCCCUUCAAAGAGUUACGCUGAGGGACCCCAGUAUGCACACAUGACUAGCCGAGACAUGGGUUCACACGACAACAACUCUCCUCCUUAUGUCAACUCCAGACUAGCAGGUAAAACGGACCGAGGAUCCUAUUCGUAUGGAAGAGACUCCAAUCUGCACGGGUGUCAUCAGCCCAGUCUCCUGGCGGCAGAGAUGGGCAUGGGCAGUCCCGGCGCGGUGUCGCCCACCAAGCCCGGCUCCCAGUACUACCAGCACUACAGCAACAACCCCCGCCGGAGGCCCCUGCAUAGCGACAACAUGGAGGUCCAGACAAAGAAAGUCCGGAAGGUUCCUCCCGGUUUGCCAUCCUCAGUGUACGCACCAUCUGCCAGCACAGCUGACUACAACCGGGACUCACCAGGGUAUCCCUCCUCCAAACCACCGAGUGGAGGAUUCCCCAGCUCCUUCUUCAUGCCAGAUGGUCACCACAGUGCUGACCCGUGGAGUUCCUCCAGCGGCAUGAACCAGCCCGGCUACAGCGGCAUGCUGGGUAAUUCCACCCACGGCCCCCAGAGUAGCAGCUACUGUGGCAGCCACCUCCACCCUCAUGAUCGACUGAGCUACCCGUCCCACUCCUCGGCAGACAUCAACCCCAGUCUUCCUCCGAUGUCCAGUUUCCACCGAAGCGGUGGUUCCAAUCACUACAGCACCGCUUCCUGCACCGCCACCACCAACGGCACAGACAGUGUGAUGGGUAAGAGCUGGGGACCAGGAGACAGGGAUGGAGAAGACAGGACAGAGGACAGGGCUCACAGGGUUGACUACACUGCUAACCGAACGCAGAGUGGGGCACCGAGCUCUCAGACUGGAGACGCCCUGGGGAAGGCUCUUGCAUCGAUCUACUCCCCGGACCACACAAACAACAGCUUCUCAUCCAACCCGUCAACCCCCGUCGGCUCUCCUCCAUCGCUCACUGCUGCCAGUUCUGCUGUUUGGUCCAGGAAUGGAGGACAAGGCCCGUCCUCCCCCAACUACGAGGCCCCUCUACACUCCCUGCAGAGUCGCAUCGAGGACCGCCUUGAGCGUCUGGACGAUGCCAUUCACGUGCUGCGGAGCCACGCUGUGGGCCCCUCCACCGGCAUGCCCUCUGGACACCAGGACAUGCAUGGCCUGAUUGGCGCGGCUCACAACGGGGCCAUGGGCGGCCUGGGCUCGGGAUACGGCUCGGGACUGCUCUCCGGCAAUCGCCACUCAAUCAUGGUGGGUCCUCACAGGGAGGACGGAGGGGUGGGCCUACGUGGAAGUCAUCCCAUCGGACCCAACCAAGUAUCGCUCCCACAGCAGUCCGCCGCGUCUCCCGACCUCAGCCAGACGGAUCCAUACCGGGCCCUGUCCGCGGGUCUGCAGGGCCAGAGCGCCUCCUCCGUCUCCUCGGAGAUCAAGUCCGAGGACGAGGGAGAUGAGAACCUGCAGGACGCCAAGUCCCUGGAGGCCAAGAAGGAAGACCCGGACAACAAGGACCUCAAGUCCAUUGAUAGGUCGAGAUCUAGCAACGCGGACGACGAGGACUUGUCUCCAGAGCAGAAGAUCGAGCGCGAGAAGGAGCGCAGGAUGGCCAACAACGCCAGGGAGCGCCUGCGUGUCCGCGACAUCAACGAGGCGUUCAAGGAGUUGGGUCGUAUGGUGCAGCUGCACCUGAAGAGCGACAAGCCACAGACCAAACUGCUCAUACUGCAUCAGGCCGUGGCCGUCAUACUGAGUCUGGAGCAGCAAGUCAGAGAGCGGAAUCUGAACCCUAAGGCAGCGUGUCUGAAGCGGCGUGAGGAGGAGAAAGGCUCCACGGACGGAGGAGCGGCGCUGUCUCUGGCUGGGGCACAUCACGCCAUGGGAGAUGCCUCCAACCCAAUGGGACAAAUGUAAAAAGCCACCCCCCCCUAAAUGGUCGAAGCUCCCGGAGUUCAUCAAGAUGAUGAGUGACCACUUCCUUUGACAACGUUCCCCUAUUCCCGGAACCAACCAAUCAAUCGACUGAUCAUGUCAAUCAACGAUCAAUCGAUAAGACCACCUGAUCUGACCAACUUCUUUCCCUGACCACCUAUCCUGCGUCUUCUGUAGAAAUGAACGAACCACAAAUGUAUAUUGGCUAUGAGAACCGCAUAAAAAACACUACAGUA
Molecule: messenger RNA, 2898 nt
Organism: Esox lucius (northern pike)
Lineage: Eukaryota; Metazoa; Chordata; Actinopteri; Esociformes; Esocidae
Product: transcription factor 4
Exons: 20
Coding region: 491-2644 (717 amino acids)
Biological process (GO): regulation of transcription by RNA polymerase II
Cellular component (GO): transcription regulator complex
Molecular function (GO): protein dimerization activity; DNA-binding transcription factor activity, RNA polymerase II-specific; RNA polymerase II cis-regulatory region sequence-specific DNA binding
Source: RefSeq, a predicted model, not a curated record